Molecule: messenger RNA, 2888 nt
Organism: Drosophila mauritiana
Lineage: Eukaryota; Metazoa; Arthropoda; Insecta; Diptera; Drosophilidae
Product: DNA-directed RNA polymerase II subunit Rpb4-like
Exons: 1
Coding region: 16-468 (150 amino acids)
Biological process (GO): nuclear-transcribed mRNA catabolic process, deadenylation-dependent decay; positive regulation of translational initiation; mRNA export from nucleus in response to heat stress
Cellular component (GO): P-body; RNA polymerase II, core complex
Molecular function (GO): nucleotide binding; translation initiation factor binding
Source: RefSeq, a predicted model, not a curated record
UAAGAACUGCCCACUAUGUCUUUUAUCAACCCCGUGGAUAUGGUGGAUGAGGACGCCGCCGACCUGCAGUUUCCCAAAGAGUUCGAAAAUGCCGAGACGCUGCUGAUAUCGGAGGUGCACAUGCUUCUCGAUCACCGCAAGCGACAAAACGAAUCCGCCGACGAGGAGCAAGAGUUCUCCGAGGUCUUCAUGAAGACAUACGCCUACACGGAUAGUUUUCGGAAGUUCAAAAACAAGGAGACCAUUAUGUCUGCGCGAAGCUUGCUGAUGCAGAAAAAGCUGCACGAAUUCGAACUGGCCGCACUGGGUAAUUUGUGUCCGGAGGCGCCCGAGGAGGCCAAGGCGCUGAUUCCUUCACUAGAGGGUCGCUUCGAGGAUGAGGAGCUGCGCCAAAUACUUGACGAUAUCGGCACUAAACGCAGCUUACAAUACUACAAUACUACUACUACUACGUAUAAAUAUACUUAGGUAUGAAGUCAUGGUCCACAUAAACAAUAAAGUCAAGAACAGCAAGAAUUUUAAUUUAAGGCAGAAUACGCACUAUAACAAUCACCAACCGAGUCUAAAUACAAUGUAAUUAAUACUUGGAUAAAAAAUAUAUAAUAAACCGAGUCGACAUAUCAAAAUAUUUCAUUAAAACUAAACUGACUAUAAAAUACACUCAAAUGGCACUACCAAAAGCAAAAGACUUAUUUAUCUGAGCCACAACAGCGUAAUUUACAAAUAUAACGCCAAUUACUUUUUCAUUCUUCAAAAUGUAUACCAUGAAACUAUUAGCCCUAACAGUAUCGUAACAAUUCUAAAAAGUAUAAUUAAACUAAAUGGUAUGAACUCACUGAAUUUAAUUAAUUAUUAUUAUUAUUAUUACACCCUGGUAUCGAGAAAAUUACACGACUUUUAAAAGGAACUCACAAUAAUAAAUAAGUUCAAAAUAGCAUUCAUGAUUGCGAAUUCGUCAAUCUUGCAAAAACAGAACAUAGACCAACAAAACUAAUUUUUGAAAUACAACAACUUUACGUUAUUUAUUUUUAUGCUAUUGACAAUGAACAAUGUCUAUCCUGUAUUGACGUGUACUAAAACUUUGCAUCACUUAUAAAAAAAAAUAGUAGAGAUUGGCUAAAAGCCAAAAGAGCCCUAACUAGAAUAUUUAAUGACAUGGAAAACCACAGAAAAUGAAAGCAGACAAGGACUCAUCGUUUAAGAUCAUUUUAUUAAACAUCUUCAAAAGUUUGGCUGACUAAUGAAGGAGUGUGAUUAAUAUCACCACCAGCAAAACAAGAAUCGCCUUCACAAAACAAUAAAUGAAAUAAGAGAGAAUAAUAUAGUCGAGUUCCCCGACUAUCAGAUACCCGUUACUCAGCUUGUGGAAAUGCGAACGCGCAUUUUUGCUGAUUCGUGGGCGUUAGAGUGGAGUAGAUUUAAAAAAAAUAUCCAAAACUGUUUCAGAAAAGUGGGCAUUUUUUCAUACAACCCACGCAAAAAAGUUGCCUUUGCCAGAUUGCACGAGAUGUGGUUGUAUUUGCUAGCCCUUUUGAUUACACUCUUUUAGCAGGUAUUUAGGUUUCAGUCAGAAGUUACCAUCGAAUCUAAGGAGACAUUUGCGAGCACAUAUGGUUAUAUAUUCCCGAUAUAUAUAGUAAGUCCGUUACUCAGGCGUAAAUCUUCUGCAUGACACAUUUCUAAGACUUCAUUCUACUGGAGGAACCGUGAAACCGCCCACAAUCCGUAAAAACUGACACGCCCACAGUAUUGGAGAAUGUUUUGAUUUUUCUUUGUUAUAUUUAGGCAUGCUCCGUAAUCGUAGUUUUUUCGAAUUCGAUUUGGGUAAAAUUCAAAAAAAUUGUUGUUUGCAUUCAACAGUAAACAGCUGUGUUAGCCUUCUCGCAGAAAAUGGAGCUGCAACCAUGUUCACAGUUUCAAGUUCGAUGUUCGCGAUUACUUUUUCAAUGUAUUUUGACAAUUUAAGUAAUUAAAAUUAAUAACAUUAUUUACGAACAACACUUUUGGCCAUCAAUUUUUUUCCUUAUUAAAUCAGAUCUGAUUUGAUUUAAAAUAAGGUAUAUUUACUUUUUAUUUCGGACAGACAAAAGAUCACGUUUUACAAAUCGAAAAAAGUUUACGAAUUCGAAAACCGGAGCAUCGUUUAGCGGAGCAUGCCCGAUUGUUUAUCUUGUCAGUUUCAACCAAUAGUCCAAAAAAUAUUGAAGUUUCUCAUUUACACUUCCAACUAGCCGCUUUAAAUUGUUUUAAGUUUUACUCAAAGCUAGACAAUGCGGAUAUAAGUGGCUACUAUAUACACUACAUACAACUUAAAGCCAAAGAUUAUAGAGACAGCCAAAAUCAACAAUUGCCAGGCGUAGACAGUCUUCGCCUUCGCUGCCGUGCAUGCAGAAGUCAUCUUUACAUUUUUAUGAUUUCAUCCUUAUGAAGGGCGUAACCACAUGUCGCACCUAUUACAUGCCUGCUUAAUUCAUGAUUGACUAUUCGUGCAAGCGAUUAACAUAGAAGAACCUAAAAAUGGGUCGAGCGUAUAUCGUUGAGAUAUUGACGCACAGUAAAUAAAAUAUCGUUUGUGUAUUAUAUAAGACAAACUUACAUGGGCGACAUUUGUAAGCGACUUCGACAAUUUUUUUGCGCUUGGGACAAGGAUCGCUGCUUAUUGCAUUGGAGCUGGCUGUGCUGCUGUGAUAGCUGCUGGUUCCAGACGAGUCGCCCACACCGCUGGAGCCCUGGCCGUAGAAUUCUGGGGAUCCGUGGAACUUGCAGUGCUUCUUCUUUUGGCAGGCCUCGACGACAGUUUGCAGUAAGGAGUACUGAGAGUGGGAAGAACAAACACAAGGAUUAGUCUCCUGACUUAUUUUCAAUAGCUAAAAUGCAUGCAGCGAAAA